Molecule: messenger RNA, 2099 nt
Organism: Glycine soja
Lineage: Eukaryota; Viridiplantae; Streptophyta; Magnoliopsida; Fabales; Fabaceae
Product: signal peptide peptidase-like 2
Exons: 15
Coding region: 215-1918 (567 amino acids)
Biological process (GO): membrane protein proteolysis
Cellular component (GO): Golgi-associated vesicle membrane; lysosomal membrane; lumenal side of endoplasmic reticulum membrane
Molecular function (GO): aspartic endopeptidase activity, intramembrane cleaving
Source: RefSeq, a predicted model, not a curated record
AAUAUGCAUAUGAUAUGACUAAUUGACUGUAUCACCAGUUCCCUUUCGUAUUUACAAAUACUAUAGUAAUAGUAAUAUGCUUUGAUUUCUUCUUUAUUUUAUUGAAUGGAUCAAAAUCAAAAGUUGAUUGUUCCAAGACGCGGCUGCGUCGGUCUCUCUCGGUUUCAACUGUGAACUGUGAGCUGGUAAUGGUUUCAUAAAUCUCACUGCAUCCAUGGCUUCGGAGAAGAUUUCCUCGAUUCUCUUGUUUUCUGCUGUAAUUUUGCUUGUCCGUGAUGCUCCUUCUGCCAUAGCUGGGGACAUAGUUCACGACGACGAUUCAACUCCCAAAAAGCCCGGUUGCGAGAACCAGUUCGUUCUGGUAAAAGUGCAAACUUGGGUCAAUGGUGUCGAGGAUGUUGAAUUUGUUGGUGUGGGUGCCAGAUUUGGCAGAGCUAUUGUGUCCAAAGAGAAAAAUGCAAAGCACACGCGCCUUAUUCUUUCAGAUCCUCGGGAUUGUUGUAUUCCGCCAAAGAAUAAGAUUGUGGGAGAUGUCAUCAUGGUGGAUCGAGGCAACUGCACAUUCACAAAAAAAGCAAAUAUUGCACAGAAUGCUAAUGCUUCGGCCAUCCUCAUCAUAAAUAACCAAAAAGAACUGUACAAGAUGGUUUGCGAACCUGAUGAAACUGAUUUGAACAUACACAUACCUGCUGUCAUGCUUCCAUUAGAUGCAGGUACAAGGCUGGAAAAAAUGCUGACGACUACUUCAUCUGUGUCUGUGCAGCUGUACUCACCAUUUCGACCAGCUGUUGACAUAGCAGAAGUAUUUCUUUGGAUGAUGGCAGUUCUUACAAUAUUGUGUGCAUCAUAUUGGUCAGCUUGGACAACCCGAGAAGCAGCUAUUGAACAGGAUAAGCUACUAAAGGAUGCUUCAGAUGAAAUCCCAAACACUAAAUAUGCUAGUGUUAGCGGAGUUGUAAACAUGAAUGUGAAAGCUGCAGUGCUUUUUGUUGUAUUUGCUUCAUGUUUCCUGUUUAUGCUUUACAAAUUGAUGUCGUCGUGGUUCAUUGAUGUCUUGGUUGUUCUCUUCUGUAUUGGUGGUAUUGAGGGCUUGCAAACAUGCUUGGUUGCUCUUUUGUCCAGGUGUGGUGUAUCAUCUUUAAUGAAUGAUCAGGAUGCUUUAAUACCUUGUACUGGUGAAAAUCAUGUCAUAAGGUGGUUCAAGCAUGCUGGAGAGUCAUACAUCAAAGUACCUUUCUUAGGAGCCAUUUCAUACCUGACUUUGGCUGUUUCUCCAUUCUGUAUAACAUUUGCCGUUCUCUGGGCAGUUUAUCGCAACGUAUCCUUUGCCUGGAUUGGUCAAGAUAUACUUGGAAUUGCACUGAUAAUCACAGUUCUACAGAUUGUACAUGUACCAAAUCUCAAGGUUGGUACAGUACUUCUCGGCUGUGCCUUCAUUUACGACAUCUUUUGGGUGUUUGUCUCAAAGAAGUUUUUCAAGGAAAGUGUCAUGAUUGUGGUAGCCCGAGGUGAUCGAAGUGGAGAAGAUGGAAUUCCCAUGUUACUGAAGUUCCCUCGUAUUUUUGAUCCAUGGGGUGGUUACAGCAUCAUAGGUUUUGGAGACAUCCUUUUACCAGGAAUGCUGGUGGCAUUCUCACUCAGGUACGAUUGGCUGGCAAAUAAGAGCCUUAGAAGUGGAUAUUUCUUGUGGGCAAUGGUUGCAUAUGGCUUUGGCCUUUUAAUUACGUACGUGGCACUAAACUUGAUGGACGGGCAUGGCCAACCGGCACUACUAUACAUCGUUCCAUUUACCCUUGGGACCCUGAUGACAUUGGGGCGGAAGCGAGGAGAUUUGAGGGUUUUGUGGACAAGUGGAGAACCUGAAACACCCUGCCCACAUAUAAGACUCCAACACAGUGGAGAAUUAAGCCUUGAAUGAGUGAAUGACGUUGUAACUUUGUACCUGUGUGAUGUAAUUCGGUGUAUGCAAUGCAUGGCUUAUCUUCAAUUAAGCACCAUAGUUUCAUGUAACCAAUCCCCUUUAAACAAAGCAGGGGCUCACAUUUAUAGUAAAUGUCUACAAUUAAUGUAGAGUUUGUUCAAAUUGUUCGACAUAGAAA